AUGUUAGAUGAAGACAGUGUGAUAAUUGAUGAAGAUCAAAGUUCUAUAACUUCUGUGGAAGACAAUACUGAAUACCCGACCGACUAUGAUUCUUCAGCUGCUUCUGACUCGGAACCGGAUAAUCCUGCGUCUCAAGUACAAGGAUCUAUAGUAAAAGGUAAAAAUGGUUAUACUUGGUCACUUGUACCACCUCCUACUACUAGAACAGCUAAUAUAAAUAUAAUUCGUAUACCUCAUGCAAGGGGAACAGCUCUAAAUAUAACAACUGAAGAGGAUGCUUUUAAAAUAUUGCUAGACCAGUCAGCCAUAAAUAUGAUUGUCAUUCAUACAAACACAGAGAUAGCUAAGCGUAGAGAAAAAUUUACCUCUCCUCAAAGGUAUUUAUGUGAUACUGAUUCAACUGAAAUUUUAUCUUUGAUUGGCUUGCUAUACACAGCAGGAUCACAGAAAGAUGGGCACCUUAGCACUUCUGAAAUGUGGUCUCCUUAUGGAUCACAGUUUUAUAAGUGUGUUAUGACUGAAAAUCGAUUUAGGUUUUUACUGAUAUGCUUAAGAUUCGACAACAAAGACGUGCGAAAUACAAAAGACAAUUUUGCCCCCAUUAGAGAGCUUUGGAUGAACUUCAUUGAUAAAUGCAAAUCAGUUUAUGAGCCCCAUGCUUAUGUUACUAUUGAUGAGCAAUUGCUGGCAUUUCGUGGCCGAUGUCCAUUUAAGGUUUAUAUCGCUAAGAAACCAGAUAAGUAUGGAAUUAAAAUAGUGACUAUGUGUGAUGCACGCACUUACUACAUGAUUGAUGCAAUUCCGUACAUUGGUAAAGACCCAGGUAAAACUUCAGCUGAUUAUUAUGUAAACAAUCUGACAAAAACAAUACAUGGUACGGGUCGCAACAUAAUAUGUGAUAACUGGUUUAUGUCUGUGCCUCUUGUUGAGGAAAUGGCCAAAGAUCACAACUUAACACUUGUAGGAACUGUAAGGCGCAACAAAAGAGAAAUUCCUACCUCAUUUUUGGCAGACAAACAAAAGCCUGUCAACACAACACAAUUUGGACUUUCUGGUCAAGUGAUGCUUACAUCAUUUACUCCUAAAAAGAACAAAUGCGUUUUGAUUCUGUCAACUAUGCAUAACCAACCUGAUGUAAAUAAAGACUCCCAAAAGCCUGAAGUCAUAGAGUUUUACAACUCGACUAAAGGAGGAGUAGAUACAUUUUAUAAAAUGGUACACGCAUACAGUGUAUCAAGAGGUACUAGACGAUGGCCCCUCCGCAUGUGCUAUGGUAUGUUGGACCAAGCAGGCGUUAAUGCAAUGGUCCUGUUCAAAAAAACUGUACCAUUAGAGAAUAUGAAGCGAAGGCAAUUUUUAAAGGAGCUGGGACUGCAGUUGGCAAGACCUCACAUGGAAAGAAGACUGGAAACAAAUCUUUCAAAGGAGCUGAAGGCUACCAUCAAGGCAAUUCUACACAUAGAGGAUCCUCAGCUACCCCUCAACCCACCGGCAAAGCUAGCUAAACAAGCUAGAUGUCACUUGUGUCCACGUUGUAAGGACAAAAAAGUGAAACUGUGUGUUCAAAAUGCAGGAAACCAACUUGUGGUGACCAUCGCAAAGAAGUCUAUGAUGAAUGUUUUUAAGACAAAAGGUAAAUUCAUUACAAAUUAA
This is a messenger RNA of Homalodisca vitripennis (glassy-winged sharpshooter), 1653 nucleotides long. RefSeq names its product piggyBac transposable element-derived protein 4-like. NCBI's taxonomy places the organism in Eukaryota, Metazoa, Arthropoda, Insecta, Hemiptera, Cicadellidae. Bases 1 to 1653 code for a protein of 550 amino acids. The record is from RefSeq and is a predicted model, not a curated record. The transcript has a single exon.